Molecule: messenger RNA, 1731 nt
Organism: Phanerochaete carnosa HHB-10118-sp
Lineage: Eukaryota; Fungi; Basidiomycota; Agaricomycetes; Polyporales; Phanerochaetaceae
Exons: 2
Coding region: 14-1450 (478 amino acids)
Biological process (GO): regulation of cyclin-dependent protein serine/threonine kinase activity
Cellular component (GO): cyclin-dependent protein kinase holoenzyme complex; nucleus
Molecular function (GO): cyclin-dependent protein serine/threonine kinase regulator activity; protein kinase binding
Source: RefSeq, a predicted model, not a curated record
UACUUGGAUCAUUAUGCUCGCAUUGGCACCGCCAGUACAGCAACAUUCAACCGUCUCGUAUUCACAGCCCUCGUCCGCUUCUUCGUCCACACGCCCUUCGCGAUCCGCUUCUCGGAGGACAUCCUCAUACAGCUCCUCAAUCGGCUCUUCUUCGUCCUCUACCUUCAACGUGACUGCACCACCCAACCCAAGGUCUUCCACCGAGGAGGGCCCCUCUUCGCCGCGCCGAACAGGAUCACAUCACCAACCAUCCAAUUCACAGCAUUUUGCUUCCUAUGCGCCGCAAAAUGGAGCUGGAAACCACGCGGAUGACGGUUACUAUGCAGCAGAGACCGCAGAGGGUAGUAGAGCGGCCGUAACGUCGAAUUCGGAACCGGCGGUCGAUAUCCACUCCUACGAUCCUCACGAACUCCUCCGUUUGCUGGCAUCCUUGCUCACGCAAAUCGCCACGGCGAACGACAGUUUGCACGGACGCGACUUGUCCUCUACCUACCAACUACAUGCUGUCAGCACUACAAGUUCACCAACAUCCGAUGUGCAUCAGUCUCCUAUAUGGAUUACGCUGGCUACUGCGUCGCGAACCGCCCUUUCCAGCAAUAUGUCGCUGACAUUUCAUGCGCGGAACGUCCCGACGAUUACACUCGAGAUGUAUCUCCUCCGCAUCCUCAAAUACUGUCCCGCAAGUAACGAAGUCUUCCUGUCUUUACUCGUCUACUUUGACCGGAUGUCGAAGCUGGCGAAGGAGGCCUGUGGGAAGGCGUUUGUAAUAGAUUCAUACAAUAUACAUCGGCUGGUCAUUGCAGGGGUCACGGUGGCGAGCAAGUUCUUCAGCGAUGUGUUCUAUACCAACUCCCGCUACGCCAAGGUUGGCGGCCUACCCCAAACCGAGCUCAAUCAACUCGAGCUGCAGUUCCUCCUCCUUAAUGACUUCCGGUUGAUGAUCUCUGCGGAAGAAAUGCAAAGCUACGCAGAGCAAUUAAUCCAGUUCUCGCGGUCGAACCGCUACCAGGCUUCUCCUGCCGCUUCCCCACUGCCUUCUCCCAAAUCCCCAAUUCACCAGUCUCCUGCCCGCCCCUCGAAUUUCAUGAUGCCCUCUGGGAGAGAACCGACUCAUCACGAGGCCGGACACCAGACGCCGCAAGUUGGGCCGCGCGUGCCGUAUAAUCGGUCGUCUGGCUCGUAUUCGAGCGCGUACUCUACAACUGAGUCCGAAACAGCCAGCGAGGCAGGCGCGGAGACAGACUUUGACGGGUCCACGGACGAUGAGCCGACGAUCCGGCCGACACACUCGUCUGCGUCCUCAGAGACGAUGAGCCUGCACUCAGCCAGCGACGCGGACUCGAUCUACACGGACGAUGGCGAUAGGAGCGAGGUAGACUCGGUGGCAGAGGCGCACACGCCUAGCGAGACGUCGAUGCGGGACCGGGACUAUAGGAUGAUGAGCCCUUGAGGCAGCAGGUACUGUCGAAUCACUCCACGGAUCGUGAAUUUAGACCGCAAUCUGCUAGAACACACAACGAAGCAAUUCCGACGCUGAUACCUGUACGCAAUACGGUCGGUCUUGUAUGUACGCAUUGCUAUGGACGCGUGUAUUAAUAGUCGUAUAUUCUUUUUCUUACUGUUGUCCAUGGGUGUGGAGGCAGGGCCGUAUCUCUUUUGCUGCUGCGUAAAGUAACCUACCUCGAUAAUUUAGUACAAUUUUCUCCGUUGCCUUUAAGCCUGCAUUGUUCC